GUGUCAAGUCACAGCCUGCUCCCCGCCCCCCUUCUAACAGACUAUCAUAUCUAACCAAUGGAACUACCCGGAUGAAAGGCAAUAAACCGUACCCAUUCAGAAUAGUUUGACAGGACCGAAAAGCAAAAUCCAAACCACAUUUAUUUUCAUUUUGUUCCAGCCUGAAAUCACGACCACAAGGGAGAGUUUUAGGGAGAAAGUGCGACAUAGUUUCCCCCCCUGAGAAUGAGACGAACCUGAGAUUUAAAGGCAAAGAAACAGUUGUACUGCAGCUCGUUGAACGUUCAACAAGUUAGAGUGUGUUCAAUGGCAAGAACUACGUGAAACCGCCCCAGCUACAAAGGAACAGAGGAAGAACAGCAGUCAUACGUUGUACGACUACACUGGCCGCCUGCAUACAGCGAAGAGAGGAUGCUGUCAGAGCUGAGAGAGAUGAUAUGGGCGGACUGGAUUUGGUUUCCUGAAGGUCACGGCUGGGCUGAUCUGAAGGACCACGAUGGCCUUGUCUUCCCUAAAGCACAGGACCUCUGGGCUGCUCUCCCCAUCGCUCUCUGCUUCCUAAUCAUCAGACCGAUAUUUGAAAGGAUGGUAGCGAUUCCUCAGGCCUCUCUGCUGGGAGUGAGUGACAAGAAACGUGUAUGUGCACAUCCAAAUCCUACCCUGGAGUCCUAUUUUUGCAAAACAUCAAAGCAUCCCACGCAGAGCUCCAUAGAGAGCCUAAGUAAACAGACGGACUGGUCAGUGCAACGGGUCCAGAGGUGGUUUAGGAGACGGCGAAACCAGGACCGGCCCAGCAAGCUCAAGAAAUUACAGGAAGCAAGCUGGAGAUUUACCUUUUACUUUCUUGCUUUCUAUGCUGGCCUGGCAGUCCUUAUUGAUAAACCAUGGCUUUAUGAAAUGAAGCAGAUGUGGGAUGGCUUCCCAAAAAUGCCACUGAUGCCUUCACAGUACUGGUACUACAUGGUCGAACUAGGUUUCUAUAUCUCGCUGGUUUUUAGCGUAGCAUCAGAUGUCAAACGUAAGGAUUUCAAAGAGCAGAUGGUUCAUCACGUAGCCACCAUUGUCCUCCUCAGUUUCUCUUGGCUGGUCAACUACACCCGAGCAGGGACUUUGGUUAUGUUACUUCAUGAUGCCUCAGACUACCUAAUGGAGUUAGCCAAGAUAUUCAGCUAUGCAGGAUGGAAGAGAACCUGCAACUGUAUCUUCACGGUGUUUGCAGCAGUUUUCAUCAUCACCCGCCUCGUUUUCCUCCCCUUCUGGAUCAUACAUACAACAGUGGUGUACCCCCUGACCGUCUACCCACCCUUCUUCAUCUACUACUUAUUCAACGGGCUGCUGUUUGUGCUGCAGGCUCUACACAUCUUCUGGGCUGCGCUAAUCGUGCACAUUGUCAUCAAAUUCCUGCCAGGAAAUAACAUUGUUGAGGAUGAGCGGAGCGAUAAAGAGGAGUCUGAGUCGGAAGAUGACGAUCACGAUCACGAGCAGAGGGAAAAGUCUAUGAAUGGCCACGCGCCCCUCGGCGGUGACCACUGGAAGGAGGACUGAUUGGACAGUGAGAACUAGAGAGGAGGCUGUGUGGGGAGUGACAACGGGCCUUCACGUGUCUCCCUUAGCUGAAAGCCAAAGAAUGGAAGUGUGGCGAGUUGAAUGGUGCAGUAGGCAACACACACACACACACACCCAUAUCUAUAUACCCUUCUUUCCGAAACCCCAGUAGUCCGUUGUGGAUCACAUCAGCCCUCUGUGGAUUACACUGAAUUAAAUGGAGAGGGGAAGACUGCACUGGAGAACCGCGAUGAUCUGCUUAGCAUCGAAGCAGCAGAGUGGUUUCCUCAUUACACACACCUGCUCUUUUCUCUCCCCUGCAGUGUCUUUUGCUCUUUUUCUCAGACUUUGUGCUGUUGACCAAGUUGCCAAAUCUGCAUGCAGCUUUACAACAGCUUCACACAGCUGUUAUUAGGAUGGUAUCCCCUUCCUACACAAUCAGAUAACACUCUUCGAGUAUUAUUGCCCUUAAACGUGACUGAUUUUUGCUCUAAAUGACCACACUGAGAUCAGUGGCACUGUGAGGAGCACUAAGGUGAAUGAGGCCAUGGUUUCCUACAGACCAUAAUCUGAUUAAAGUAUAUUUACUGAAGCCCAAAGCAUCAGUUGAAUUUGUGCAAGAUAGUUUUGUAGCUGUCAUUUUGUCACUUCGGUCCAAUGGUUUGGAGCAAGAGUUACUUAUAUUUCUUCCAGUGAUGUUGAAGACAAAAUCACUGGUGAUUAAAUUAUUAUUUUUUUUAACAUUUAAAACUACAAGAAGGUGCUACACCUGCCACAUGUUGAAAUGUGCCAUUGUGGACAUUUGUCUUGCAAUGCUUUGAAGGCCUUGUGGGAGGCAGAACGUGCGGAGACCAUUUUAAAUGUUUUUGUUUAUGCUCAGUAUCUUUUAGUUUGAUUUUAUUUUUCUUUAUCUUCACUUUUCAGUCCAGUUAAACAUUUAAAUUUAGAGGCAGUUUGUUUGAGUGCAACCCAAACCGAUCAAUAACUGUUUAUGAGAGUUGAUAGGAUUUCCGUCCAGUGUGGUUUUUCCCUAAUCCUUCCAAAGAUGCACCUUAUGGUUUCUUCUGUAGAUCAGCUUUGGCUAAAUAUCUGAAAACCAAACUUUUAUUUGCUUUGAUGAUGGUGAUUAUCCUUAUCCUUAUCCUUUGCUAUGUUUAGAUUCAAAUUAAUAGGUUUAGAGUAAGAUUUUUGUUAAAUACUUAUUUUAAUUAUCUACCCAACAUCUUCCUUUUUAUCAAUUUUGGUUCAUUUUGUAAGAAAAAGAACAGUUUAAUAAAAUCUUAAGUAAAGGGAUAAAAAUUGAAACAUCAAAGUAUGGUUUACAUUUUGACUUUGUCAUCUGCAAAUGCCUUCACCAUAUCGAGUGUUAAUUGUAACAAAAAAAAGUCUUUAUUUCUCUGUGCCCCAACACCCCAUGCACUCUGUGCCUCCCUGACCAAUCACCUGCAGCUCCCUCUACAGCUUUGCGUCUACAGAAAGUCAUUUUGUUUUGCAUUAAGUGUGGCUGAGAUGUAAAAAUCCAUAAUGAUGAUGAUGAUGAUGAUAAAGAUAACAGUGGAUAAAUAUUCUGUGCAUGCUUUUGUUUCUUCCUUUACAUUUUGAGUUCAAAUGACAGUUUGAU
Messenger RNA from Monopterus albus (swamp eel), 3166 nucleotides. RefSeq names its product ceramide synthase 2a (gene cers2a). Gene Ontology annotation, cellular component: membrane. Gene Ontology annotation, biological process: ceramide biosynthetic process. Lineage: Eukaryota; Metazoa; Chordata; Actinopteri; Synbranchiformes; Synbranchidae. The record is from RefSeq and is a predicted model, not a curated record. Gene Ontology annotation, molecular function: DNA binding; sphingosine N-acyltransferase activity. Bases 412 to 1545 code for a protein of 377 amino acids. The transcript is spliced from 11 exons.